Molecule: messenger RNA, 2529 nt
Organism: Nicotiana tabacum (common tobacco)
Lineage: Eukaryota; Viridiplantae; Streptophyta; Magnoliopsida; Solanales; Solanaceae
Product: LEAF RUST 10 DISEASE-RESISTANCE LOCUS RECEPTOR-LIKE PROTEIN KINASE-like 1.4
Biological process (GO): protein phosphorylation
Molecular function (GO): polysaccharide binding; ATP binding; protein kinase activity
Source: RefSeq, a predicted model, not a curated record
UCCUAAUUGAAUUUGGUGUUCUUCCUAACCUUUGUAUCUUCCUCUUCUCUGCCCCUUAGUUCCUCAUCUCCUCCCCACCUCCUCUAUCUCUUUUCUAGACGAGAAGAUCGUAGAACUGGGUAAAGCUUUUCUACACUAUUUCUAGUUGGUAACUCUCUUUCUAGAUGCUAAUUCCUUUAAUCAGACAGAAAUGCAUCAACAACUCCAUCCAUACUUUUUGCUCUUUAGUACCUUAAUCUUUGUCUUGAUCAAAAUACCGGGGUUGUUCUGUCAAGAUGACGAGCGAUUCAGGAUGUGUAGUGAGCCAAUUCUCUGUGGCGACAUCGAAAUAAAGUACCCUUUCUGGGGAGGUGGUAGACCAGAGUACUGUGGUCAUCCAAGUUUCGAGAUCAACUGCGAGAGUAACAUCCCGAAUAUUGCUAUUAAAUCAACAGCAUACAAAGUGAUAGCGAUCGAUACUCCUACUCGAAUACUAACCUUGGCUAGAGAUGAUUUACUGAGUAAUAUUUGUUUGGACAACCCUGAGAACGCCUCCUUGGAUUUUAACAUUUUCAGCUAUAUUUCCACUGACCAGAAUAUUACUCUGCACUAUGGCUGCACCCUCGUCUCUGGUCAGCAAUUACUAAAUGACCCAAAAGUCUUUAAUUGCAAUAGCAACAUAUUUGGUAUUUACACAAUGAUCGGGGUUUUGUUCGACUUCUCUCGGGUAAGAUGCGAGAGCGAAAUAAUAGCUAGGAUCAAUCAAACGAGUGCUGUGGCAUUAGCCAGCGCUACAGCAACUGUUGAAGUUCUGAGAACAGCCAUUUCUGGCGGGUUUUCAGUUAAUUGGACGGCAAAUAUUGAAACGCUAUGCGGACAGUGCGACAAGUCAGGUGGAAGAUGUGGAUCCAACCCAGAUUCCGCAGCCUUUGCUUGCCAUUGUGCCACGGGUACUCAUGCUUUCAACUGCACCGACGCACAAAAUCAAGAUGGCGAUAGUGGAAAGAAAAAUCAGACGCCACUUGCAAUAGGCCUUAGCGUAGGAGGUGCUGUAUUUGCCGGUAUUGGCAUUGGAUGGCUAAUCUUCUUCUGCAAACAAAAGAGAAAGCGGACUGCAGCACAGACUUCACCUGUCCAAACUGAAAAGAAAGACCUUCCAAUUUUAAGCUCAAGCAAUGGCCUGACUACUUCUUCUCCUAAUUCUUCAACCACUUUCACCAGAAGCAUUCCCUCUUAUCCCUCGUCCACAUCUGAAGCUGAUUAUGGGAGGGGAAGCUCCUAUUUUGGGGCUCAUGUCUUCAGUUUUGCUGAACUUGAAGAAGCCACGGAUAAUUUUGAUCAAUCUAAAGAACUCGGGGAUGGUGGUUUUGGCGUCGUGUACUAUGGCAAGCUUCGUGAUGGUCGUGUUGUAGCAGUCAAGCGCUUGUAUGAGAACAAUUUCAAGCGUGUAGAGCAGUUCAUGAAUGAAGUUGAGAUUUUAACUAAGCUCCGCCACCAGCACCUAGUGACAUUAUACGGUUGCACAUCAAAACGAAGCCGAGAUUUACUGCUUGUUUAUGAGUACAUAUCAAACGGGACAGUGGCAGAUCAUCUGCAUGGAAAUCGGGCCAAAUCUGGUUUACUCUCUUGGCCUGUCCGAAUGAACAUAGCCAUUGAGACUGCUGAUGCACUGGCUUAUCUCCAUUCCUCAGUUAUAAUACACCGUGAUGUCAAAACCAACAACAUUCUAUUAGACAAUGAUUUCCAUGUGAAAGUUGCUGAUUUUGGGCUAUCAAGAUUGUUCCCAAAUAAUGUCACACAUGUCUCUACUGCUCCACAGGGUACACCCGGCUACGUUGAUCCUGAGUACUACCAAUGUUACCAGCUCACUGAAAAGAGUGAUGUUUAUAGUUUUGGGGUGGUCUUGAUAGAGCUGAUCUCAUCAUUAGAAGCUGUGGACACCAACAGGCACCGCCAAGAUAUUAAUUUGGCUAAUAUGGCUGUCAACAAGAUCCAAACUCAUUCAGUACAUGAAUUAGUUGAUCCAAGUCUUGGAUUCACGACAAACAGCUCUGUGAGGAGGAUGACUACCUUAGUCGCUGAGUUAGCUUUUCGUUGUCUGCAACAGGAGAGAGAUAUGAGACCUUCAAUGCAAGAAGUGCUGGAGACUUUGAGAGGCAUCCAGAGUGGGGAGUCGAAUGCACACAAGGCGGAGGUACUCGACAUUGUGGUAGAUGAUGUUGGACUCCUCAAGGGCUCGGGCUCCCCUUCCUCACCACAUUCCAGUGGAUGAACUAUCACUUUCAGGUUGGUCGAUUUCAUUGCCUAGAUGAAGAAGCAAUUACUAUUUUGACACUAGUGAUUAGUGUCAUGGUUCCGUUAGAAUCUCCCGUCUUUUAUGGACACUUAAUUCCUUAGUUUUGCUUAGAUGUAGUUAUCUUGGUAUACUACGAUAUGGUCUCUGGGAGAUUAUCUACUGCUGUUCGCAUAAAGAAUGUAAAUAUUGAAUAGAGCUGCCAACAUUCUAGUAUAUAUGUGCUAUAACUUUUAUGUACCUCUGUUCUUUGUUCA